Molecule: messenger RNA, 583 nt
Organism: Sebastes umbrosus (honeycomb rockfish)
Lineage: Eukaryota; Metazoa; Chordata; Actinopteri; Perciformes; Sebastidae
Product: beta-microseminoprotein-like
Exons: 4
Coding region: 145-465 (106 amino acids)
Source: RefSeq, a predicted model, not a curated record
CACCCCUCUCAUCCCCUUAUUUAGUUCCAAAGGUCUCUGCAGACACACUGUUUGAAAGACAGAGCCCUUCAUUAAAAAUACAAUAGCUUAUAUUUUAACCUCUUACCUCAACACGAUUCAAACCGGACAACUUUGACUGCCACCAUGAAAUAUUUGGCUCUGGCUUUGCUGCUAUGUGCUCUGGCGUCACUGUCAAACGCAUAUUGCUUCUUAAAGCCCAUGAAACAAGGUGUGACCCAUUGUCAGGACGAUGUGGAUCAGACGUGGCAUGCUGUAGGAUCUUCAUGGAGAAACAGUAACUGUAUGGACUGUGAUUGCAGUGGAUGUUGCUCUGCGUUUUCAAACCCGACUUCUUUCCCUGACUACUGCGAGAAGGUGUUCGACAAUGCGGCUUGUGAAUACAGAGUGCACAGGAAGGACAACCCAUCCGUACCGUGUCCUAUCUAUGACGCGGUAGGGAAGUGAUUGGUCUGAAGGUCUGAAGUGUUUUUGGGGGGGAAUUCAUGAAAGUUGAGAUAUUUUAGUUAAUUUUCUCAUACCGUGGUAACAAAAUGAAAAUAAAUGGCAUUCUCUCUGGCAAGAG